Molecule: messenger RNA, 12623 nt
Organism: Coccinella septempunctata (seven-spotted ladybird)
Lineage: Eukaryota; Metazoa; Arthropoda; Insecta; Coleoptera; Coccinellidae
Gene: Apoltp
Product: apolipophorins
Exons: 52
Coding region: 1-12552 (4183 amino acids)
Biological process (GO): lipid transport
Molecular function (GO): lipid carrier activity
Source: RefSeq, a predicted model, not a curated record
AUGUCUUAUGAAUUUCUAAUUGCUAGUUUUCGUUUUACAAUUUCCAAAGAUCAACAUAACCACUCAUUAAUAGCAAUAAAUCUGCAUAAUAUAAGAUUAUGGAGCCCCUUUGUAUUAUUGAGUCAUUUUUCAGAUGAAAACAAAUUCAAAUACGGCCCAAAUUCACAACAAACCUAUCAGUACAGGGUGGAUGUAAGAAGUUUGUUCAAUGGCACGAGCAAAAACGAAUCAUCAUUAUCGAUUCAAUCGGUAGUAAAUCUGGAAUUCCUCACUCCAUGUGAGGGUCUCCUGACUUUACGAGAUUCGAAACUAACAGAAGGAGGAAGAAUUCACACCCAAACCAAAGAAUUUUCCUCGGCUAUCAGCGAGUUCCCUCUGAGAUUUUCUUUCGUCGACGGAAUCAUAAGCGAAUUGUGCCCGAAUGAUAAGGAAAAAGUAUGGGUAUUGAAUCUGAAACGUGGAGUUCUAUCAAUGCUUCAGAAUUCUAUGAGGAGAUUCGACUUGGACACAGAUGAAAUCGACGAGGAUGACGUGAAGGGAAAAUGCAAAACGAAGUAUCUGGUCACAGGAACCGAAAAAACUAGUUUGAUUAUUGAAAAAACGAAGGACUUGGCAUCUUGUACAAGUCGUUCCAGGCUGCACUCAGCUAUACAGUCGGUUCCCUAUAGUUUCAGAUCGAAAAUUCAACCCGAAGAAAGUUUGCUCGAAUCCUCCAGUCGUUGUAAGCUAUCCAUUGAUCAUCACAUAUACCAAUCGAUAAAAUGCACGGAAUCGUAUCUGAUGAAACCAUUUUCGAACCGUGGAUCAGGCGUGACAAUAAGCGUAAAACAAGACCUGAUAUUAACAGAAGAAAGAAACGCCACUGCACCAACUAAAGCGGAAGAAUUUACGAAAAGAGUACCAAUAUUCUUCGACCAUACACCAUCGGCGGGUCUUGUGAACGAAAAUAUUCAAAAUGCCAAAACGUUGAUUUUGAACAUGUGCAAAAUGGACACCGACGAUGAUCAUAUCCAAUUUUCGGAUAUUUUCACCGACCUGGUCAAUUCCUUGAGACUCCUGACACCACAUGCUCUCAGUGAGAUUUUUGAUCACUCUGGACUCUUAUGCAGCACAGGAAAAAAAAAUGUGAUAGAUGCAUUACCCUAUGUUGGAACUACGGGGGCUUUCACCAUUAUGAAGCGAAUGAUAAUCGAGAAACAAAUUCGACAACCUACAAUUAAUGAUUGGAUGUUUUCGGUUUCUCUUACUAAACACCCCGAUGAUGAAAUGAUGAAAGCUGCUGCUGAUCUUCUCCAAAGAACCUCGUUCGAACCAUCAGUCAUUCUCAGCAUAGGAGCUCUAACACAUACAUUCUGUUCCAAAAACUCCGACUGUAACGCGUUCAUUGGAGUGCAACUCAUCACUGACUAUUUGGAGAAAACCGUUCUAGAUUUAUACAGCGGAGGAAUCAAUAAUAGAGAAAAACACGAGAAGAUGGUAGUCUUUUUGAAAGCUCUGGGUAAUACUGGCCAACUAUCAUCGUCUCUCAAAAAAAUAUUAGUGCGACUGAUCGAAGAUGAAACCCUGGAUAUGGAAAUAAAAAUUGCUGCCAUUGAAUGCCACCGAAGAGUACCAUGUGAUGAAUCAAGAGAUUAUUUCGAAAGUCUUUACAGGAACUCCUAUGAGGAUGCUGAACUACGAAUAGCUGCAUAUUUGCAAAUAAUGAAAUGUCCCAAUUAUUUGAUGAUGAGGACCAUACGGCAUACAUUGGAAAAUGAAGAGGUCAAUCAAGUUGGAUCUUUCGUUUGGAGCCAUUUGCAAAACAUAUUGAAGUCAGCAGUGCCAAGCAGAGUUGAAAUUCAGGGUUUAUUAUCAGAUAAAGACUUGGUGAGGAAGUUCAGCAGUGAUUUGCGCAAAUUUUCCCACAACUACGAAGGAUCACUCUUUUUCGAAGAAUAUAAUAUAGGCGGAAAUUACGACAGUAAUCUUAUAUUUUCCACGAAAUCCUACAUUCCAUCCUCAGCUUCUUUUAAUUUCACCGUUGACCUUUUCGGCGAAUCCAUAAAUAUGUUUGAGGUAACCGGAAGGGUGAAUGGUUUUGAAAACUAUUUGGAAUCUUUAUUCGGUCCUAAAGGACCAUGGAGUUACUCAAAACUCCAGGAUAAGUUGCCCAAAAUGAGAUUCGCAAGAGAAAUAGGAAACGAACUGUUGAAAUCACAACUGCAAAGUAUUCCAAAUGUUAUGGAAAACGAAUUUGGAGAUCCGAAGUUAUCUUUCGGAGUGAGGGUAUUCGGAAAUGAUUUGAAAUACAUCACCUACAAUGGAUACGAAGAAAUGAAGGAAGCAAUAGAUCAUCUGAACCCAUUACAUUAUUUCCAAAAAUUCAUUUCGAAAAAGGAAAUUGAUUUUCAUAAAGCCAUGAUGUUCCUCGAUACCAAAUAUUCUAUCCCUAGCGGUGCUGGACUUCCAAUUUCUCUGUCUGCGGUAGGAACAUCUUCAAUAAACAUGAAAUUGUCAGGAGACUUGAAGGCUGAGAACUUCUCUAAGAAGAAAGAACUAGAUCUGGAGGCGGAAAUGAGACCAACUAUUUCUCUCGAUAUAACUGGAAGCAUCGAAGUUGAUGCUUUUUAUGCAAAAACUGCAUUGAAAGUAAAGACCAGCAUGUAUUCUUCGACUGCCAUCGAAGGAAAUGUCAGUUUGAAAGGUUUCAAACUGGCCAGAGUGCACAUAAGUCUACCCCAACAAAAAUCCGAAAUUUUCAAUUCCAGAUCUGAGCUUUUGGUGAUGAAACAUGGUAAAGAAGAAAAACAGCAUGGAUUGAGGGAAUAUAUAGUAACACGAUCCAUUUGUUCAUGGCCCGUUUUAGACCAAACCCUUGGUAUCAAAUCAUGCCUUCAAUAUCAUUUCGUGAACGUUACGAAAAUGAAACACGCUCCUUACUUCGUUCUCGCUGGUCCAGCAGGAUUUAGAAUUUUCCUCGAAAAACUUGAUCGUAAAGCGAGAGAUUUCAUUUUCGAAUACAAAUGGUCAGAUAUGACAGAUAGUAGUAAGGAAGUAUCGGUCACUUUUGAUGCCCCCGGGUCAACUUUGGGUAGAAUUGUGGAGGCAAAUUUAACUAUAGAAAAGCAAACUCAAAAUUUAACUUUGAUAAUCAAAACUACAUCAGGAACAGUUGUUACUAGAGGACAUUACAAAAAUACCCCCGACGAGAAAUACAUACAGUUAGCUGUGGAUUAUAAUAAUUUCAAGCAUUUUGAAACCAGUCUAUCUCUCUCCCGAAAACAGAUCCCACAUGGAUACAAAUACUUCCCCAAAUUCUACCUCGGCGUCAAUAAUGAUAGGGUGGUUGAAAUCCAAGGUUCAAUUGAAUUCGUCAAUAAGAAAGGUAUAUCCCAAUAUCACGUUGACAUGAAAUUCCAGACAAGAAGAGUAACAGCUAAACUGUUCGGGUAUAUUUCAAAGAAACAGGUGACAAUUGCCACGCAACUGAGAUUGCUUUACAAAUUUCCUAACGACCCAGAACAAGGUGUCGAUCUAGCAUUCUCUUUGGCGAAUAGAUCCAAAAGAAAUUUCAUGGACAUACAAGGAACCGCUAGCUUCGAAAGCACCUCCUAUUCACAUUAUGACUUUGAUUCAAAAUUGAAGCUGCUGAGGGGCCAUGCACACACUGAAGGAUCCUUGAAUGUAACGUUCAAUCACAAGGACGAUCCUAUAAAAUGGACAAACUUUGGCCUCCAGGUGAUCGAUAAAUCUCUCGAUGAUGGUACCAGGCUAAUCAACACAAAAAUAUUGUUCUCGAAACCAGCCAAAAAUAUCGAUGUUGAUGCGGAUUUCAAAUAUCAUUCCAAAGGACCUAACACCAACGUAGAUUUGAUAGUGGACUAUGCCAAAGACAAACGAUUUUCAACUUCAGUUAUAUGGUUCCACAAGAAAAGACCUCUGCUUGACUUCAAGAUAAACUUGAAUGUCACAGUACCUACUUUCCAUCCUAUGAUAGCAGAUUUUAAACUCCAUGAAAAACAACCCUCUCAUUACGACAUCGCCUUUAAUGGCACUUGGUUCAGCAGUCACAGUCUUUCUGCGUAUGGGGUUUAUACCGAUAAGAGCAGUUCAAGAACAUAUGAUUACCAUACCAAGCUUCUGGUGAAGUCUCCGAGUUUCCAAGAUAUUUUCUGCAAUUUGAGGUACCACCGAGAUAAGAACUCCCUAAAGGUUGUUUUGAAGUUCGAUCAGAAUAAUACCGAUUACUGGUUACUCAUCAAGCACCUUAAUUCUUCACCCCAAGAUUCGAACACUCUCGUGGAAGUCAGGUACCAAAGUAAAGUAUUUUCUGCGCUUACAACAGUUUAUUCAGGAGAUCAUCAACAUGUGACUGUUGAAGUUCACAUCGACGAGAUGCGAGAUAUACAUUUUGCUGCAUGGGCCCACAACAAAUUGUCCUACAAAGCAGCUGGAAUUGAAUUGAAAUGGGACGCGAACAGGGAUCCAAAUCAAAAACUGGUACUUUCUGGCAAUUUCACCAAGGUAGCACCAUUCAACUACUUGGCGAAUUUACUAGCAUCCUACCCUGGCAGAACUCUUCUCGGCAAUUAUGAAUUCGUUUUGAAACCUGGUCACUUGAACACACUAGUGAGACUUUCUUGGGAUGAUGAUCAGAGUUUUGCGGUCAUCUUCAAUUCUGAUUUUAACUUCGAUACCCAGAAGUUCCUUCUAGCAGACUCAGAAAUUGUGACGCCGUUCGAAAAUUGGAGGCAAACUUUUAUAAACGCAGGAUUCGAGCACGAUACCAACAUGUACAGUCUGAAUGGGAGCAUUGCUUGGGAAAGAAAUCAACAUAUUUCGAUCGAUUUGUUUGGAAAUUACACCAACGAUGAUGAUAUCUUCGAUUGUGUAUAUAGGAGUGGUUUAUCUAGUACACUGAAGAAUAUACCUUCCCUAAGUGCCUCUCUGGCCCAUCGUCAAAACGAUACAAAAAUCGAUACUGUUAUGAGAUUACAGUAUACACCCGAGGACAUUAUUGAUAUCAAGAGCAAGUGGGAAGUGGUAGCCGAUGAAAAGGCAAAGAACUACACAGGUACAGUAGUCACUAGUACACCAUUCUCAGGAUUCAACAAAGGAUAUCUAAUAAGUAAAGUUAUGAUAACGAAGGAUAGAUAUCUCAGAGGAGUUGCUGAUUUAGACUUCGAUUUCAAGAAGUUCUCUAUUAGUGCUGAAGGUCGAUUAAAAAAGUUGACGAAUAGUAUGUUGACAAUAAAUAUCACAACCCCAAUUGAAAAAUACAGCACAAUUACUGGAAAAUUUGGAUUUAUAGAAGACCAAAGGUACCUAGUAGCAAUGAUUACUUAUCCUUCAAAGAUAAUGGGUGUUGAGGUACUCCUGUCCAUUCAAAGUUUAACAGAAUUCGAUACUAAGUUCAUACUUGGUACGCCGCUCGAGGUCUUACAAAGAGUGAUAUUGAUUGGAAAAUUGAAGCCAGAAUGUGCUGAUUUCAGAGCAGGUUGGAACUCCCUCCUUGGAGGAUUCACUGGGAAAUGGCACUACUCAAAUAGGCUGGACUUCGAAUACUCGUACAUAAUUUAUACUCCUUUGGAAGGUUUCGAAGAAAGCAGUAUUAUUUUCAAGGUGAUAGUGAAGGAGGGAAUUGACGUAGAAACUUCCAUAAAAUUAUCGGGUCAAAAGCUUGGAGCCAAAGUUUUCGGCGAAACUAAGCCAGCACUGCUCAGAGAAUUGGGCAUUAAACUUGAUGAAAUUUAUGGCAAAAAAAAUAAGAGUGGUACAUCAUCGAUCAACGACAAGGAAGAAUUCGAUGAUGAUGAUCUAAUGAAUUGGUCGGGAUUAGUUGAAAUAGACACCCUGAUAAAUCCUACCAUUAAAGGAACUCUGGAUAUAGAUCAAAAGGGUCCUGUUUAUAUAAUAAAAUCCAAACUGACAAUGCCUGAUGGAUUGGCCAUAAUAAACGAUAGGAUCGAGUAUUACGGACCGCUCACCAUGAAGAAUAAGCUUCAAAUCUCAACACCUUACAGAAGCUUCAAACAGAUCAAUUCAAACUAUGAAAUAGACAUAUCUCCUGGCCAAAACUAUAUUUUGAGUAUCAGUUUGAGUUAUCAAAACGAAAGCGAAUUAGUACAUAAUGAGCUAACAGGAAAAUACAUAAUUCUGCAUGGAAAAUCCAACACCGACAAGACCCACAAUAUAACCGUUCACACAGAGACACCCGUAGUCACUUUCCUCAACAUAGAUGGGGGCGGGUUUUUAACAAUACAAAAUACAAACGUAGAAAGAAGAUAUCUCGGUAACGUGUAUCUCAUCGCUAGUAAUAUAGACGUUGCCUCUGAAGCAGAGUUGAAGAUCAAUAAGAGCUCGAUAAACGCAGAUCUUUAUCUUCGUGCUAAAACAGCAUCCAUCUAUGUACCCCCUGUUUAUUUGAAAUAUAUGAGGAAAAGCAUGGGAUAUGACGAUAUUGUUGAAGUACAUUUGAAUGUGCCAGAAUUAUUCAAGGAUGAGAUAUACGUACAUUCAGAUUGGUCUUAUGUUUCAUUGAAACAAUUCAACAUUUAUCUGAACAUCCAAACACCAUUUGACGGAUUCCAAAAGUCCAUUUUAGGCAUUCAAGUAGCACAGCAAUCAAAUACUCAAAUUGGAAAUAUUUUCAUUGAUAUAAAUCCGGUUGAAGCCAUUAUAAAUAAUACCUUCAAAAAUGACGUAUUUACUUCAGUUGCCCAGAUGAAAGUCAAUGGAAAAAGUAUUCCAGUGUUCUUAGAAUGUAACAUCAUCAAAACGACACCUCUGUCCAGAACUCUAGAAGGAAUUCUUUCGAUUGGCAAGAAGCAACUCAAUAUCACUGGAAAUAUUGAAAUCGCUGACAACUUACCAAUGGGCGUCCACAUAGAAUUUAUACCGAAAGAGGGUUCAGAUGUGGCCAUCCUCGAUUACAAGAUAACAACUGUCGAAGAUUCGAAAUAUAAAUUCGUUGGGUCAGUGAAAAAUAUGAAGAAUUAUUUGAACUUGAAUGUGGAUACCAAAAUUUUGAAUGUUAUGGAUUGGGAAGCUAAGGGAAAGAUGGAAACCUCUCACGUACAGUAUAAACUCUUCACCUUGGAUGCAACAUGCAAGAAGGAAGCGGAAACUAAGAUUUUGAGAUUGGAAGCUCAAACCCCCAUCAAGAAAAUGGAAAACCUGAAAUUUGGAGCCUCGAUACUAAAUACUAAGGAUGAUAACGACUUGCAAGCCAACUUCGUAAUACCAAAUAAAAGUGGAAGUUUACACCUUAACUGGUUAUGGAUCUACUUAGAAAAUAUGAAAGUAGAUUUUGCAACCCAGUUGAAUUCUGAAGGCAAGCAAAAAACAGCUAGUGUGAAAGGACACUACCUAAAUCCCGAGAAAAAGUUCAAUGAACUAAGGAUAGGAGGAGACUUCGAUUGGGAUAGAAAAUGGAGUAGUGGUUCUAACAUCACUUUGAUUUUACCGAGCAUACAGAACAUAACGAUUGACGGCGCCUUAAAACUACCCUCAAAAGAAAUUCAUACAGCCAAGGGAAAACUUAUUUAUACUACACCAAUCGAAGACGUGGAAUUUUUGGCCAAAUACUACACACUUCUCUCGAGAAAGAAUUAUGCUUUAAAUAGUACAGCGCAUAUAACUACCGAAGGGGAAAAUAAUCACAUCACAGGAAAUUUAGGAAUGGAAUGGGCUCCAAAUAGAGGAAUCAAUAACAUAAUCCAAUACGCCGAAGUUGGAGAUGGAUACGAUUUGGUCUACAAACUCUCCACACCAAAAUAUAAAAACAAAGAAGCCUUGGUAUUUGAUGGAAGUUACAGAACGUCGGAUCUCUAUCAUAAUCUUACGUGCCAAAUUUACAAGCCAGGGGAUACUUCCGUUGGAUAUGGCAGGAUCAAUUUCAAGGAAUUGGCCAACAUGAAUGGAUUAGUGAAUAUAACGAUACCUUACGAGAAUAUGAACUUCGCAGGUUUGAAUUUCUCCACUGCAACAUCAGCGAGGGUUUAUAAUCGCUAUUUAGAAGCAUUCUGGCCUGAUAAUUCGGCAAAAAUAGACGCAAAAUGCGACAUAAUCACUGGGACUACAUUACUUCAUAGGACAAGGAAGGGAUCAGUCAUUAUUGAAGUCCCUAUUGCAUCCAGGCAUAUAGGACAUAUAGAUUUCAUCUAUCAGGAAUCACCUCUACAUAGUCUCGGAAAUGCCACUGUGAACUAUAAUGGAAAUAAGAUUGUUGACGGAAAAUAUGAUUGUAAGUCCGAAUCAAAGGCAGGCUUCGAAGAGGAUGACACUCAUAUUGAGCUACAAAAUAGUUUCGUUCCGAUUGGCGUUGAUUACAUACAUGGCUACGAGUAUGGAGCACCGUCAGAUGAAGGUGUUGUAGCCCCAACCAAGGAUACCAAGAACAUCAAACUUUAUCAUCUAACGAAUCGCACCAAAUUUGGCAUUGAAGGAGAUCUCGUUAUUGGAACAACAUCUACUGGGCAGCAAUUAGGUCUGAAGGUGAAACACCAGAACAAAACGGUGAAAUUCAAGAGUGACUACGAUAUCUUGGACCAGGAAUAUAGGCAACACAGUCGUUUAGAACUAGCACCUUCAACUUGGAUAGAAUAUAAUGUCAGUUUAAGGAAUGAAACUGUGAAUCAAGACUUCGACGCCCAAAGAUUGCAGAUCGAUGUCCAGUACCCUUUGCGCAAUUUCACAGCAAUUGGAUCCUACAAAAUUGGUGAGGAAACUAUAUCUACUGACGUUAAGUUGGAAUGGGACGUGGAACGUAGAUCUUUAGAAGGUGGUCUGGACUGGCGUAAAGUUUCAGAUAAACACGAACAGCUACUGUUCACUUUGAGACAUCCAACAUUCGAAAAGGAUGUGACACUUCUGAGCGAAUACGAAUUUGGCGACAAUAAAAUAAUUGAUGCGAAAGUGAAAUUCGAUUACGCUAUGGACACUGACCAAACAUUCAUUAUGGGUGGAAGGGUAGAUGAUCACUCAAGCAACAACGUUUACAAUUACACGUAUUACAUAUAUGCUACACAUAAUGCCACCAACUUAGAUUUGCAAAGUCGGGGUGAUGUAUUUUGGAUGCCAGAUGUUUAUAGUACCAGCCAUUACAAGGAAUAUCAAAGGUCCUACCUUCCCCCACAACCUUCAGAAGCACUGGUUAGGCUCGAUCUUAUUCAAAACGAAAUCGAAUUAAAGAGAGACAGUCUCGGUCAACUGUCUUACAUGAAGGGGUCAUAUAAAGCCGAUCAUCCGAAAUAUACAGGGAAUUUGUCGCUGACUCAUGAUUAUAACGAUGCUAUUGGCGAUUAUUACCUUAAUCUCAAUGAAAAGAUAUUCCAUUUGGACUAUAACAUGACUACAGAUGGUCGUCAAAGUUUGCACAUGUAUGGAGACAUCCCUGAUGCAAGAAACGCUAAAUUCAAUGCCUGGCGAGAUUAUGACGAUAUAAGGAUCAUGGAUGUUACGUACUACUUGAAAAUGAACCAUUCACGACUUAUUGUGUCAAAUCUCAUUUGGAGACCAGAACUCCUUCGCGAAUUACAGUCUGGAUUUCACGAUAGUUUACAUUCUAUAUACAAUUACGUUGUCGAAAAUAUCAACGAUACAAGACAUUAUGUGAGAUCAGAAGUAAAGGAAUCGAUUGCUGGUAUUUGGUCAGAGGCAGAACCACACCUUCAAAAUUAUUUGAAUGAUAUGCGGGAACUGAGAUUGAUCGAGGAAGAUCUGGAACAUCUGAAGGUGUUUCUGAACAAGUCAUAUCAUGCUAACGACUUUUACAUCAAAACCAUCGUGAGCUUCACUUCCUACGCAUUCGAUGAACUGGCAUUGAAGAAACACUUCGAGUCAGUGCCUGCAAUAAUAUCUGAAAUAUGGGGCAUCAUGGGGGAAUCAGGAAAAAAAAUUCAGAAGAGUAUCGAGUGGGUUAUAGAAAAAAUCAAAACCUAUUACAAAAAUAUUACUGUAUUUACCAGGCAAUUGUUGGACGGAGAUCCAAUACAGCAUCUUUCCGACGCUUUCUCCAAACUUUUAGAACAGUAUGAUGAUUUCAUCAGAAAACUGCAUGUGGCUUUCAUUCAAUACAUUGAAAAAUUAUGGCAUCAGACAUACCAAUUGAUCGUGGAGAACUGGCACAGGAUGCUGAUUGCCAUUGAACCAACGUUCCUCAAACUGGUAGCAUAUACUGAAAGCAUAGCCUGGUCUACUAGUCAAGAAUUCCUUGAUUUCCUGUAUAUUCGAAAGAACGAAAUAAUGGAGUCACCUUAUUUCGCAAAAUUCACGAAUUUCACACAUGAUGUAGACAAAUUCUACAAGGAUAUAACUGGAAAUAAUACCUUAUCCAGUGUGGUCAAGUAUACAAGAAUAAGCUGGAAUUUCCUCCGAGAAAAAUAUAUGGACAAAUUGCCAUUUGCUAAAGAGCUGGAAGCGAUCAUCAGAGAAAUAGUCGGGGAUUUGAACGAAUUGAGGAAACUACCUUCGGUAGCAUUCGUUGAAGAAAGAUUGAAUUCAAUUUUGAACAGACUGGUUUGGUUCUAUGAAUAUUUCGAUGUGGAAACCAGAGUACAGAACUCCUUGAAAUUGCUACAUAGGAAAAUUACAGAUUACUCGCAAACAGCUCUACAGGCCGAGAAUAGAUAUCGAGUUCCAAAAACUAAAUUCAUCUUCGAUCCCAACACUGGAAAAAUGCAAUGGGAGCAGAAAUUGCCAAUGUCUUGGCAUGCCUUCAAUGAAACCCCAAAUUUCCAUGAAAUACCCGAGAUAAAGGCCCUAUAUGAUAUACAGAACUUCUUCGUAUCCUCUCAUACAAAUUUCUGGACAUUCUAUUAUGAUUAUAAGCCUUAUACAGAUCCAUCAGAAUGGUUGCCUCCCUUCAAAUCACAAGCAGUCAUAAUUGGUAACAACCAUUUCGUCACAUUCGAUAAGAAAUUCUUCGAUUUCAAAGAGGACUGCUCCUAUCUUCUAGCGACAGAUAUGAAAGAUCAUAACUUCACCUUGGUGAUUUCCUACGGAAAAGAAUCAAACACCCACGAGUUACUUCUGUUAGUCAAUAAAACUGUGGUAGGAAUCAACAUUUUCACUGAUGUAAUAAGGGUAGGAGAUUCUUCUUAUUCACAACUUCCUGUGGAGAUAGGUGAUACUUUCAUCCAUAGGGAUUCUGGAAUGAUAACAGUUGAGAGUGCCUCUGGAUUUGUCCUAGAAUGUAACACUAAAUUCAAAGUCUGCACAUUUGAGUUGUCAGGUUGGUACUUCGGAAAAACAGCAGGGUUAUUCGGAACGAUGGACAAUGAACCGACCGAUGAUUUCUUGUCUUCAACCAAAAAACGCUACAAUGAUAGUAAUGUAGAAAUCUUUGCAAGGAGUUGGGCCUUAGAUCAAAAAUGUGCUAAGUCGGUGGUUAGUCAUGAGCAGAAGAAAAAUAGGACAAGUAAUGAUAAAUACGUGAAUCAACUUUGUGACGACUUGUACGCUAAUAAACUAUCCCAAUUUGAGUCUUGCUUUGAGAGGGUUUCAAAGCAACCUUUCUUGGAUAUGUGUAUGAGCAGUACUACUGUGGAAGAAGCUUGCAGUACUGCUGCUGCGUACACGACCUUGUGUUCUUAUGAGAACACCCCUUUGAGAAUGCCGGACUCUUGCAUUAUGUGUCAUUUACCGAAUGGUUCUUUCGUUUAUGAAGGGGAACUGGUUAGAUUCACAGCACAAGACACGCAGCCGUCAGCAGAUGUAGUUUUUCUGAUAGAAACUAAACGGUGCAAUGAAAAUUUAACUUCUUCCAAGAAUAUGAAGCUUCUUAUCGAGUCCCUAGACGAAGAGUUAGUCACGAACAAUAUCAUGUCAAAUAGAUAUGCUGUUGUACUCUUUGGUGGAGACGGAGUAUACGAUGAACCAAGAGCUCGAUCACUUAACGGCCACAUUUUCACGAACUUCUCAUUGGUCAUGGACACAUUAGCUAACAUUCCAAUUGGAAAUGGUAGUGCAGACAUGUUCAAUGCAAUGAUCUACGCAUCUAGACUCAACUUCCGUCCUGCUGUUUCGAAAAUAUUCAUUUUGAUACCAUGCUCAGAAUGCCAAGAAAAUAGUAUGAAGUACGACUACCCAAUCCUUCACCAAUUACUUUCUGAAAAUGCAAUUUCUCUGCAUAUAUUGAUGAAUGAAGAUUUCAGUCAAAAACUAAGAGACAAUAAAAUACCAUAUGGUAUUGACAGUAGGCGGGCCUACACAAAGAAAGAUGCCCGUUCUUUGAAGGGAGAUGAGGUACUACGAAACCAUAUGAAACUACCUAAAACAACAAUGGGAUUAUGCAUGCCUUUAGCUCUGGAAACUAAUGGGACACUUUUCACAUCCAAAUAUUUGAAGAAUGGAAAGGACGAUACUGUGAAAAAAUUCAUUUCGGUGUUCACGAAACGUAUCGCAGAGGGUUCAAACAGAAUGGAUUGCGUGGACUGUGAAUGUACCGCAUCGAACAACGGUCUUUCAUUUAUGGAAUGCUCAUAUUGUCACUCAUCAAGAGCUUCGAUGGAUUACGAAUUCGAAGAAGAUGAGCUCCUGCUGAAACUUCAACCAGGCGAAAACCUAUUUUGACAUUAAUUGUUCCUUAGUAAUUUAUUACGCGAUGAUAACGAUUAAUUGUACAUAAAGAAAAUUCUCCUUGA